Messenger RNA from Phyllostomus discolor (pale spear-nosed bat), 1220 nucleotides. It is a transcript of the gene FGL1, whose product is annotated as fibrinogen like 1. Gene Ontology annotation, biological process: regulation of immune response; negative regulation of T cell activation. NCBI's taxonomy places the organism in Eukaryota, Metazoa, Chordata, Mammalia, Chiroptera, Phyllostomidae. The coding region runs from base 81 to 1028 and encodes 315 amino acids. The transcript has 8 exons. The record is from RefSeq and is a predicted model, not a curated record.
GAGCACAGUUAAAGGACCCCAGCGGGCCGAGUGUCUGGACCCAGCCUGAGCUGUGUUUCUGACUUUAGGCAAGCUUUUCAAUGGGGAAAAUGGCGAAGAUGUUCAGUUUCUUCUUUGUUACCAUUACUCUGGCAAUGAACAGGGAAAGCUGGGCUCUCGAGAGCUGUCUCCAGGAGCAGGUGCGUCUCCGAGCCCAGGUGCGUGUGCUUGAGGCCCGGGUCAAGCAGCAACAGGUCAAGAUCGCACAGCUUUUGCAUGAGAAGGAAAUCCAGCUGCUGGAUAAAGGAGAGGACAACAGUAUCGUUGACCUUGGAGGCAAGAGGCAAUAUGCAGAUUGCUCAGAGAUUUUCAAUGAUGGGUAUAAGAGCAGCGGGUUUUACAAAAUCAAACCUCUCCAGAGCCCGGCAGAGUUCCCUGUUUAUUGCGACAUGUCUGAUGGAGGGGGAUGGACUGUGAUCCAGAGACGAUCUGACGGCAGCGAGAACUUCAACAGAGGCUGGGAUGACUACGAAAAUGGCUUUGGGAAUUUUGUCCAAAAGGAUGGUGAAUAUUGGCUGGGUAAUAAAAAUCUUCACUUAUUAACCACACAAGGAGACUACACUUUAAAAAUCGACCUUGCAGAUUUUGAAAAAGAUAACCGUUAUGCCCAAUACAAAAGUUUCAAAGUUGGAGAUCAAAAGAGUUCCUAUGAGUUGAAUAUCGGAGAAUAUUCUGGAACAGCUGGGGACUCCCUGGCAGUGAAAUUUGACCCUCAGGUGCAAUGGUGGGGAAGUCACCAAAGAAUGAAAUUCAGCACGUGGGACAGAGAUAACGACAACUAUGAAGGGAACUGUGCCCAAGAAGAAGGCUCCGGCUGGUGGUUUAACAGGUGUCACUCUGCAAACCUGAAUGGCAGGUACUACCAGGGCUCCUACCGCGCUAAAACUGACAACGGGGUGGUCUGGCACACCUGGCACGGAUGGUGGUAUUCUUUGAAAUCCGUGGUUAUGAAAAUUAGGCCAAAUGAAUUUAUUCCAAAUAUUGUUUAAUUGUUCCCCUUGGGCUUGUACUUCUGCAAAUCAUCUUGGUUUAAAGAGAUUUGAAAAAAUAGCAAUUCUGAACAUGCACACGGAUGAUGAGAGUAAUUGUUAUGUGUACUACUUUUCAUUCUUACUUGCCUUUGUUACUUGCUGCGCAGAAAUAAUGGGGUGUUCACCAAAUAAAUGUGGCUUAUGUUAGUA